UGAGCUUUGCGAAAUGGAAGAGCAACGAAACGGCAUGAGCAAGAGCCACGACCAGGCCGAAAGCGAGAGCGCUUCGUCGUCUUCAUCUUCCAGCUCUCACCCAUGUCCAAUCUGUCUGUCCCCCACUCCACAGCUCCAGGAAUCCUACUUAGAUCGCUGUUUCCGUACGUCUCUCCCUCUCUCUGAUCUAUGGUUUCCCUUUUCUAUCGUCGAUUGCAAAUGGGUAUGCCUCCAGUCCCUCAACCCGACCAAAAAGCUGCGAACUUUGCAGAGAAACAGCUUGCCCUUUUUCUGCUUUCGCUUGGUCCCUCUAUCAGUCUGCUAUAAAUUCUGCUACAAAUGCAUUGUGCAGUGGACUAAAGUGGUUGCCAGCAAGCACUCUGAAGCUCCAAGUUCUUUAAUGUGUCCCUUUUGUAAGACUGAAAACUUUUCGAUUAUCCAUGGAUAUGAUGGAAGUUCUUUUGAACGGCAUUAUGUUAGUCAAAUAUUUUCUGAUAGUGUUUUCUUCACAGAAGCGCAUAGGUAUAGGCUACGCUGCUAUUAUAUCGAACCAGGUAUCUUAAGCGAUGCAUUCGAUAUAAAGCGGUUUUGGAAGUCUCGGAAAUAUCUUCAGUCAAAUCCGUGGCUUUAUAGUUGGUUGAAGAGGGAAAUUCAAGCUCUAAUGCAGGAAGAAGAUGUCGAUGUAGUGGUGCACCAUGUGCUUGGUACAAUUGAGUCAUCGUUGAGAAGGGAUGACCGAAGGAAGCUGAAGGCACCUGAAGAGAUUCAAAGGGAGUUCAAAAUGCUCUCAUGUGAUGCCGCGAGGCCCUUCCUAACGGGACGAACAGCCAGAUUCGCGGAUGAAGCGGAACUAUUUCUCGCAUCGGGCUUGAACCUGGAAGCCUAUGAUGACGUUUGUAUGCGACGCCUUGGUUGGAAGAAACCCGGAACCGAAUCUCUCGAGGAACCAACUAACAAUAACGCAGCCAUUCUGCAGUCAUUGUUCAUUUUUUACGAGCACUCGGAUGGAACUGAGUGAAUCUUCGCUUUGCCUGGGCCAAGUUACUCAUCUGCACUGCUGCAUUUUAGGUUGGCUGUUCCCAUGAUAGCAAUGGGUAUGUCAGGAUCCUAAGGCUAAGAGUGCUUGAUUCCACCUUUUCUUUUGUCUAUAUCUUCUAUUGAGAUGAUAUUAAGGAGCAAACGUAAGUAUAAGUUCUGGAUCGGUCCUCAGAGUAUGCACAAAUGUUCUUCCCACUCUUGUUAUUAGAAAAAUUGUCCAAAAAAUUUGAUCAAUUCAUUCUUAAUUCUUCUUAA
Molecule: messenger RNA, 1293 nt
Organism: Syzygium oleosum
Lineage: Eukaryota; Viridiplantae; Streptophyta; Magnoliopsida; Myrtales; Myrtaceae
Exons: 7
Coding region: 14-1018 (334 amino acids)
Molecular function (GO): metal ion binding
Source: RefSeq, a predicted model, not a curated record